This is a messenger RNA of Phaeodactylum tricornutum CCAP 1055/1, 978 nucleotides long. RefSeq lists its product with no specific name. NCBI's taxonomy places the organism in Eukaryota, Bacillariophyta, Bacillariophyceae, Surirellales, Neidiaceae. The record is from RefSeq and is a predicted model, not a curated record. The transcript has a single exon. Bases 1 to 978 code for a protein of 325 amino acids.
AUGAUGCCGAUUCUUCGUUACAUCUUUUCGGCAUUGAUCGCGCUGUACGCAGCUUCAGUUUCAGAUGCCUUUGUAGCUCUCCAAUUUAAGACUGCUCCGGCUGGUGACUGCCGAUCGGCUUUCGGUUUGCGAGCGACCCCGGCCGACGGCAUUUCUCGAUUGGAAACUUCGCAGGCUUCGACGGUGCAAAAUCUUGUGGCGGCCAUUCCGGAUCUCGCCGUCAAAGCCGACUUUUCGUGGGAACCAGGAAGUGGCGUAGCAAUUGCUGGAUUCCCGGCGAGCCUGGAUGCCCGUGAUGCUCCCGGACCUGCCAACAUUGCAUGGCUGUCGUCCCUCAACGUGGCGUCUAAAUUGUCCUCCUUGACCAUUUUCAACGGUCCACUGACGAGCGUUCCACACCUUUUGUCACGGUGUGCCGUAGUUAAUGAGAACUCGCUACUGUUUACGCUAGAUUUUCGACCACGCGCGUAUGGUGCUUACGAAAUGGUACGCCCGGACGGCACCUAUCCCGAUCCUGACGAACUCGGUCGUAAGUCGUUCGAAUAUUCCGGCGCGCGAACGGAAUACGAAUCCAAAUUUGGCAACGACCAAGUGAAAGCAUUCUUAUCUUCCACCAUGGCAUCUUUUGAAGAUGCCUCCGUGGUACCCGGUCCGACCUCGGAGUUUGACGGUUUGACGCGCGGUCCCUUAAUUUUGUCCGUGACCAUGCCGUUGACGGACGGCAAUGUCGCGGCGGUCGAAAGUGCACGCCUCCAAGCGGCCAACAUUUGGCUUUCUUGGGCGCAGAGCGGCGAGCACGAUCACCGACCGGGAGCGCCAGUCAACACCCAGUACGUUUACGAUAGCAAGUACAAACAAAACGCCUACAGUGCCCUACUGCCCGUGUACAUCGAAAUGUUCGGAUCGGACGAAGGUGCUCGAUUGGCAGCGGCCGACUCGGGUCCUCUCGACGAAGGUUACGUUGGUGGAGGUAGCUAA